This is a messenger RNA of Anisakis simplex (herring worm), 657 nucleotides long. NCBI's taxonomy places the organism in Eukaryota, Metazoa, Nematoda, Chromadorea, Rhabditida, Anisakidae. The record is from the annotation of a GenBank genome assembly.
AUGCAUGUUUCAGCGUUAAUCAAACGACCACCAAAAUAUGAAAGCAUUUCUGUGGGCAUUCUUUACAUUCUAAUGAAUAGCAUUGGUAUUUUCACGUCAUCUAUUAUUAUCGCAGGAAUACUGCUGGAGAAGUCAAUGCGCACAUCGCAAUGCUAUCGUAUGAUGUUGUGUAUUAGUGUGCUGGGUAUAAUUCAACAAGUUAUUGGGCUCAUUUCGGGUUUUCUCACAAUAUGGCCACUUGAGAAUGUGUACGCCACAAAGAUUGCCGGAGCCUUGUUUGAGCCAAUGUGGAUGUGUAUGCUGUAUUUUAUCUUUUUGUUAUCCGUAAAUCGUUUAGGAAUCGUCAGUACCAGUUAUGUGUAUAAGAACUGGAUCACGAGUAUAUGUAAUGUCUUAUCACUGGUUUCAAUCUUACUCGGUUUGGGUUUUGUGAUCGCAUUCUUGACGCCGAAUGUGACAAUGCGAUACGAUCCGUACAUUUAUGCAUGGCGCUACUUCCAUACCACCGAAGCGUUUAUUGUGGCCAUGUUUGAGGCUUGUUCCCUGACACCGCUUUCAAUCCUGAGUUUGGUCAACUACAUCGGUAUUCUCAUUGCCAUUUACCGAAAGGUGAGUUCGAUCCAUAGCGGCGGAGCCCAAAUUCAGCUCCCGUUGUAG